Alternaria atra is the source of this 579-nucleotide messenger RNA. RefSeq lists its product as uncharacterized. Gene Ontology annotation, biological process: sphingoid catabolic process. The coding region runs from base 1 to 579 and encodes 192 amino acids. NCBI's taxonomy places the organism in Eukaryota, Fungi, Ascomycota, Dothideomycetes, Pleosporales, Pleosporaceae. Gene Ontology annotation, cellular component: endoplasmic reticulum. The record is from RefSeq and is a predicted model, not a curated record. The transcript has 4 exons.
AUGUCUCUCAAUCUGGAGAAACAACUUGUCUUCUAUGGAGCAUACCACCAUAAUAAAGUCAACGUCGGGAUACAUCUGCUAUGUGUACCUCCGAUCCUGUUGACGUCUUUCCUACUGCUCACCAACACGCCUGCCGUCCCACUACCGUCAUGGCUCUCCGUACCUAAUCUUCCGCUCAACGUCGGCACGGUCGGAGCCGUCUUAUAUUCGACGUUGUACAUCCUCAUGGAGCCCGUCGCAGGUGCCAUGCUUGCUCCCAUCCUCAUCGGCGGCACCGCGUAUGCGAAUCACCUUACGUCGACGUAUGGCGCGACUGCCAACUCUUGGGCCGGCGCGAUCAACAUCGCAUGCUGGAUCGCCCAGUUUGUCGGACAUGGAAAGUUCGAAGGAAGAGCACCAGCGCUACUGGACAACCUUGUGCAGGCCAUCUUCCUGGCACCCUUCUUCGUAUGGUUCGAGAUACUCUUCAAGCUCGGCUACCGCCCCGAACUGAAGCGCCGAAUAGACCAGGCCGUUGACCUGGAGAUUCAGAAGUUCAGGAAGAGCCAGGAGAAGGGCCACAACGGCUCUGCGAAAUAA